GCUGUCCGCGCGCACCAGCCUGGGUGGCGCUCCUCGCUCGCCUCUGUCCCCAUCCUGCGACCAUCAGGCUGCGGGAGUGGAUUUUUGCGGAGGCGCCUGAGUGCAAGAACUCAAUAUAGUGUCAGACGGUGCCAACACAGCCACCCCAACCUGGGCUGGGAGCGCAGGCAUCUUUGGAGUCUUCCGCGGUGGUGCAACUCCGGGAGCCAACUUCAGGCCAGUCUGUGGAUUCGGUGCAGGGUCCCACCCAGCAGAUCUGCCCGCGGAGUCUCCGGGAGAGAAAUCAGAGCCGCCCCAGGCACGCCAGGAGGCCCCCCCGUUGCGCCCUACCCCGUCGGGUCCCGCCCCAUCGCGUCGCGCCUUAAAAAGCACCAAAGGCCAGGAUCACGCAGUGGUGGCCACGGUCAUGGAGGGUACCCCUGAGGCCAACUGGAGCGCGGAGGUGGUCAAUGGGAGUGCGGCGCCUCCGGGGGCAGAGGGCAACCGCACGCAAGCGCCGCAGCGCAACGAGGCCCUGGCGCGCGUGGAGGUGGCCGUGCUGUGCCUCAUCCUCUUCCUGGCACUGAGCGGCAACGCCUGCGUCCUGCUGGCGCUGCGCACCACGCGCCACAAGCACUCGCGCCUCUUCUUCUUCAUGAAGCACCUGAGCAUUGCCGACUUGGUGGUGGCGGUGUUCCAGGUGCUGCCGCAGCUGCUGUGGGACAUCACCUUCCGCUUCUACGGCCCUGACCUGCUGUGCCGCCUGGUCAAGUACUUACAGGUUGUGGGCAUGUUCGCCUCCACCUACCUGCUGCUGCUCAUGUCGCUGGACCGCUUCACGUGGCUGGGCUGCCUGGUGGCCAGCGCCCCGCAGGUGCACAUAUUCUCCAUACGCGAGGUGGCUGACGGCGUCUUCGACUGCUGGGCCGGCUUCAUCCAGCCCUGGGGGCCCAAGGCCUACGUCACGUGGAUCACCCUCGCCGUCUACAUCGUGCCGGUCAUCGUGCUGACCGCCUGCUACAGCCUCAUCUGCUUCAAGAUCUGGCAGAAUUUUCGGAUCAAGACGGCGGCGGAGGGGGCGGCCAAGGGGCCCGAGGGCGCGAUGCCGGGCAGCAGGGAGGGCACGGCCCUGGCUCGAGUCAGCAGCGUCAAGCUCAUCUCCAGGGCCAAGAUCCGCACGGUCAAGAUGACCUUCAUCAUCGUGCUGGCCUUCAUCGUGUGCUGGACACCAUUCUUCUUUGUGCAGAUGUGGAGCGUCUGGGACGCCAAUGCGCCCAAGGAAGCCUCGGCUUUCAUCAUCGCCAUGCUCCUGGCCAGCCUCAACAGCUGCUGCAACCCCUGGAUCUACAUGCUCUUCACGGGCCACCUCUUCCACGAGCUCCUGCAGCGCAUCCUCUGUUGCUCCUCCAGCUACCGGAGGGACUCUCGGCCUGGGGAGACCAGCGUGAGCAAAAAGAGCAACUCCUCCACCUUUGUCCUGAGCCGGCACAGCUCCAGCCAGAGGAGCACCUCGCAGCUCUCCUCCCUGUGACCAGCCUGGCUGACUGCCUCUUUCCAGCAGGUUGUGUGACAGGACAGUCCGCUCCGUGGUGGCCGUGGCCACUGAUGUAUAGGUACCUUUCAGUUUGUACACCUCCGCACCUUGUGGCAGCUUGCGUGGGGUGGGGUCCUGACACAGGAGGGGAAGUGGUCUGCACGGGGGAAAGUGAUAGGGUGACUCAGUCACCAGACUGUCCUGGGAGCUCCCCUGGUUCCCACAGCUACUCCUGCUGCCCCCACCCCACUGCUGCCUGGCUGCUGGGUGGGUUGUUUGUGUUUCCCGGGCCUGUACUUUUACUCCAGUAUCUCUUUUCUCCUUUACUCUGUGAUCUUGUGAAAAGUAGUAAGUGAACAGUUGGUGACCAAUUAUGUAUGGAAGCCUAGUGUCCUGAACUUGGAGUAAGGAGUGGGAGCAGGACCUCAGACGGGGUGGAGCUCAUAGCCUCCUGACCCCAGAGAGUGUGUGCCUCUGCGUGGCUGACCCAGCAUCCUCUUGUCAGAGGAUGGCCCUGGGAUCAGGAGAUUCCCCUACGAGGCAAUUUGGCACAAGCAGCCGAUUAAAACUUGGAUUUAAAAUGUUUAACAAGCUAAUAUUUAAGUAGCAAGUGGGAAAGAAAAAAG
This is a messenger RNA of Myotis davidii, 2139 nucleotides long. RefSeq names its product oxytocin receptor (gene OXTR). Gene Ontology annotation, cellular component: membrane. Bases 407 to 1510 code for a protein of 367 amino acids. Gene Ontology annotation, molecular function: oxytocin receptor activity; vasopressin receptor activity; peptide binding. NCBI's taxonomy places the organism in Eukaryota, Metazoa, Chordata, Mammalia, Chiroptera, Vespertilionidae. The transcript is spliced from 3 exons. Gene Ontology annotation, biological process: positive regulation of vasoconstriction; G protein-coupled receptor signaling pathway; maternal process involved in parturition. The record is from RefSeq and is a predicted model, not a curated record.